Molecule: messenger RNA, 2001 nt
Organism: Seriola dumerili (greater amberjack)
Lineage: Eukaryota; Metazoa; Chordata; Actinopteri; Carangiformes; Carangidae
Product: general vesicular transport factor p115-like
Exons: 12
Coding region: 54-1265 (403 amino acids)
Source: RefSeq, a predicted model, not a curated record
UGUGGGCUCCUGGAUUUAAAAGUGGAGUCGCAAGGUUUUCUAUCUACUCAGACAUGAACUGGGACAAUCAGCUGAGCUGUAUCCUGUCUGAAGCAGAUGGCAGCGUUGCAAAGAUGAGGGAGAGACUGACCUCACCAGGGAAAUUCUCCAAAGGAGGCGAAGAUUUGUAUCCCAUGAGGGAGCGGAUUCAUGAUUCGGAUUUGGACCCUCCUGCUCUUCCCCCUCGAGCCCCCCUUCUCCGACAGCCUUCCCCAUCUCUCAGUCCUGGUGUGCAGUGGGCAGACCUAACUGCUAUCCAGUCACAACUCCAGAUACAGAGCCAGGCAAUUGAGUCUCUCACCCAGCACAUCCAUGACAUGGAAAGGGAGAGACAGUCGCAACAACGUCACAUCCAGACGCUACAAGAGGAGGUUCACCGGCUGCAUGAGGCACUGAGGGAGAGUGAAAGAGCGAGGGACGAAUCAAGGAGGGGCCAAAGUCCAGGAGCAGAGAGAAGGAUGGAGCAGUGGAGGAGAGAGGUGGGACGUGAGCUGAGCAGUCUUCGGGGACACAUCACCAGAGCCACGUCGCUAGGCAACCUGGAGGAAAGUUUCAGCUCAAAGCUUCGCCGAGAGGAACUGGAGCACCUGCGGAGAGAGGUGGACCAACUGAAAGCACGGCUAAGGAGACAGGAGGAGGACGUGUUCCUCCAGCAGGCAGAGGCCAGAGAGACCAGGAGACAGUACGAACGCAGCUGCAAGACACUGGAGGAGCUAACAGACAGCUACAGAACUCACAGCACUGAUCUGGCAAAGACUGUCUCUCAGUAUUCACACACACAGCAAGAGGUCCGCCAGAUCAGAACAGUUGUGUCAGAACUGAAGGAGGAGGUCCGGACGCUUGUUCUUCGAGAACGUGCACCAACACCUUCACUGUCAGCACACACAUCAGGGGCAUUACCACUCGCACUCCCACACGGUCACAGUAGAAGAGUCAGAGUUGAAGAGCAAGACUCAGACUCAGAAGACUUUAGUCCAACACCCAGCCUGGCCGAGGUCAGCUCAGAUGAUCUGUCAUGGCUGGAUGACAAAGAGCCCGCUCCGCAUCAGAAGCCACGGGUACAUCUGAGUGUUCAGUCCAGACGGAGCAACUUUGCUGGUCCAGGAUCUGAUCUAGAGGAUCACCAUGAUGAUGAUGAUGAUGAUGAUGAUGAUGAUGAUCUCGAUCUCCUUGACAACAUUGUGAACCCAGAUUUAGGAUCUGACCUAAGUCUUGAUGACCUCUGACCUGUUCUAAGGUGAAGCUCUCUAAUUUAACAUGGAAAGACAUACAGACAUUUCUUCUGACUCUAAUACACUACCCAAGAUGUAUUAAUGCUUUCAAACUGAUUUCAUUUGAUCAGUACAUUUUUGAGUUAGAGUUGUGUUGCAAAACACAAAACUUUAAAAAUAGAAAUAGCCAGGAAAACACAACCAGCCAUAUGGCAUAUUUCCUUUGUUGUCCUGAGGGAAGAAGAAUGCAGACAAAGAAAGGCAAUAGCAGCAGACUUGGCAUAACAGCAGUGGCAGAUGCAUAUAAUAACGAGUAAUAAUGUCAUCCUACUUAGUGUUAUUGCUUUUGCUUAACAGACCUGCUUGGAUAUGAUGUGUGCUGAAUCAAAUAUAGCAGUGAGGAAAUUUCUUUUCAGUGUGAGAAAUUCUCAAACGCUUUUUAUAAACAGUUAAUUGUGAGAAUAACAGAAGUGUGAGAGUCUCAGGAAAGAUCACACAAUCAAACUAGUUUUAAUCUUUAUUUUGACUUUGACGUGUGAGUGAGUCAAAGUCAGUCUAGUCCCAUUCACAUCAUUUAAAAUAGUAUUCAUCAAAGAAUUGUUUUCCUUCAGUCUAGCUAGUGACGAGGCUGAAGUCUGCGAGGACUGUACACAUACUGCUGAUAACUGUUGUAGCUGCAAAUUGUCUUGAAUCAUUUACAGUAACUAUGUCCACAUGUACAGACUGAUAGGACGCUGGAGAACAAACUGAA